AUGGCAGAUGUCUGUCCUCAACGAAAACAACCACAGCAACCACAGCAACCACAGCAACAACAGCAGCAGCAGCAACAACAGGCUCAACAACCCGCUCGAGGCCGAGCCUUUCUUCUCACUACUGCUCAAGCUCAAAACGCGAAUGAUGUCAUUACUGUUGAUGCCCCAUACGCGCUCGCAGGGUCCACCACCGCUUCCGUUUACGAUCAAGACUUCCGUCUCAUCUUCUACACUCGAGAUUCCUUCUUACAUCAUGACCGCCAUCACCAAUUCAGUCAAUUCCAUGGUCGUGACGACGAGGAUGCCCCCGCUCAUAUCAAUCGCAUCACUCGUCUCUGCAGCACCUUCUCCAUUGAGGGUGUCAAUCUUGAUGCUAGAUAUCUUCAGGUUUUUCCGUUCUCACUCAUUGGACGCGCAGCCGUCUGGUUCGAUUCCCAGCCCGCUGGCACCUUCAAUACUUGGGCAGGUCUUCGCGAUGCAUUCUUAGCCAAGUAUUUUCUGCCAGCCAAGGCAUCUCGCCUUCGUGACCAGAUUCACUCGUUUCGCAUGGAGCCGGAUGAGCCGUAUCACUUAGCUUGGGAGCGUUUUCAGACCCUGAUAUCCCGUUGUUCUCAGCAUGGUCUAUCCGAUUGGGCGUUAGUCGAGAAAUUCUACAAUGGUCUUACUCCUGAGAUUAGAGCUCGUUUCGAUACUUCAUCAGGAGGUCAGCUUAUGGGAAAGAAGACGGUGGCUGAGUGUAAUGAUUUGUUUGAGAGCUUUGCCCACUCCGAUAUGGACUACAUCACUACCAGCAGGACUUCCAUUCCUGUACGUACCACCUCGGCCGGUCGAGGGGUAAACCAAGUUAGCUUGGAUCCAUCGGUAGCUACUGCAGUCGAGGAUUUGAGGAAGGAGAUGAGGCAAGAGUUAAACGAGAUAAAGAAGAAAGUGGAUAGGUGUGAGGUUUGUCGAGGAGGUCAUGACACUAUCGAUUGUCCUACCAUUACUCUUGAGCAGGUGGAGUACAUAGCCGGUCAAUCUAGGGGUCCCACGAAUCCGUUCAAUAAUUCAAAUUCCGGCUGGCGCGGUAGUAGCAAUUCGAGUGGUUAUCGUUCGUCUGGAAAUCCUCCUGGAUUUCCAUCUGGUCAGUAUCAGAGUAGAGGGCCCGACAUUUACACGAGUUAG
Helianthus annuus (common sunflower) is the source of this 1164-nucleotide messenger RNA. RefSeq lists its product as uncharacterized. Bases 1 to 1164 code for a protein of 387 amino acids. Lineage: Eukaryota; Viridiplantae; Streptophyta; Magnoliopsida; Asterales; Asteraceae. The transcript is spliced from 3 exons. The record is from RefSeq and is a predicted model, not a curated record.